Messenger RNA from Choloepus didactylus (southern two-toed sloth), 948 nucleotides. RefSeq names its product olfactory receptor 4A5-like. The transcript has a single exon. Lineage: Eukaryota; Metazoa; Chordata; Mammalia; Pilosa; Megalonychidae. Bases 1 to 948 code for a protein of 315 amino acids. The record is from RefSeq and is a predicted model, not a curated record. Gene Ontology annotation, biological process: G protein-coupled receptor signaling pathway. Gene Ontology annotation, molecular function: G protein-coupled receptor activity; olfactory receptor activity. Gene Ontology annotation, cellular component: membrane.
AUGGGACACACUAACAAUGUAACAGAAUUUGUCCUUCUGGGCCUUACUCAGAAUCCUAAGGGGCAGAAAGUAUUAUUUGUCAUGUUUCUACUCAUCUACAUUGUGACUGUGGUUGGCAAUCUGCUCAUUGUGGUGACUGUCACCGCCAGUCCCUCUCUGGGCUCACCCAUGUACUUCUUCCUUGCUUCUCUCUCACUCAUGGAUGCUGCUUAUUCCACUGCAAUUUCCCCCAAAAUGAUUUCAGAUUUACUUUUUGACAAAAAGACUAUUUCCUUCCCAGCUUGUAUGGGCCAGCUCUUCAUAGAACACUUAUUUGGUGGUGCUGAGGUCUUCCUUCUGGUGGCGAUGGCCUAUGAUCGCUACGUGGCCAUCUGUAAGCCACUGCGCUACUUGACCAUCAUGAAUCGACAAAUCUGCAUCUUGCUGCUGGUGGUGGCCUGGGCUGGAGGCUUUAUGCACUCUGUGGUUCAACUUCUCUUUGUGUACAGCCUCCCCUUCUGUGGUUCCAAUGUCAUCGACCACUUUGCCUGUGACAUAUACCCAUUAUUGGAACUUGCCUGCACUGACACCUUCUUUAUAGGCCUCACCAUGGUUGCCAAUGGUGGAGCAAUCUGCAUGGUCACUUUCAUACUUCUACUCAUCUCCUAUGGGUUCAUCCUAUACUCCCUAAAAACUCACAGUCAGGAAGGGAGGCACAAAGCCUUGUCUACCUGCAGCUCCCACAUCAUGGUGGUUGCACUUUAUUUCUUCCCCUGUAUUUUCAUGUAUGUUAGACCUGUUUCCAACUUUCCCAUUGAUAAAUCCAUAAGUGUGUUUUUUACGGUAAUCACUCCCCUGUUGAAUCCUUUAAUAUACACUUUGAGAAAUUCUGAGAUGAAACAUGCUAUGGGAAAACUCUGCUGUAAAAAUUUAACUAUAGGUAGAAUAAGACUAUGUCACCCACACUGA